CGGUGGCCAUCGCAGACGCAAGCAUUUCUGCAGAUUGUUUGGUAGCUGAUCUCGUGCGUGUCCAUCAAUUUACACGCGAUUGUUGCGGCGGUUUACUAUAGACGAUCGCGACACUUGUCGACGCUUGACGUCAGGGCCCCUGAAGAGUGUAAAGCGACAAAAACUUGGUUGUACGUGUGCCGUGUGCCGUGCAAAGAGGGCAACAGUGGUUAAAAGUGGCUAACGUUUGAUCCACCUAAUUCUAUCCCACCGGCUAGGGGAAGAGAGGAAACACCGGGAGCCCCAUUCGCCCUCGUUCUGCCGCAUUAAACCUUGGCCACUCUUAACGUUGUUUUUUAUUUCGAAGUGCGUACGUUCGCGGUCGGUUCGUUUCGUUCUCAAAUUUCGCAGUCUUCGCGGUCGGUAUAAAAUUCCCAAAAAGAAACCGUCCCGACAAAACAAAGCAGAAUCCAAAAAGUGCAGUGCAAAAAAGCUAGUGUCUCGCGGGUAUUUCAAAACCGAAACACAGGAACGACAACCAACACAGAGCAUAAUAGCAGCCAGCCAGCAAGCCAGCAAGCGGUAGAACGGAACGUGCAGCUUGCGUUUAAUCAGCUGCAUAUCGGUGUGUUUGGGUGUGGAGUUUUGGGAGCUACUCAGGUGUGCGCGUGUGUUCUCGUGUUCACAGAGAUAACAAGAGGCGCCAGCUAAUUUCCAGCACCCCAAAUCGGUGGCCAGAGCGUUGUAGCAACUAUCACAGAAAGCAUCAUGAGACAGAUCGGAAUGGAGGUUGAAGACCCCCUCAAGCGGAUACAGGAGGAGAUCAACGAGGUGGCACGGCGUGAGCAGGAACUGCGCGAAGGACACAGCCGUGGCUCGACCGCUGGUGACCUGAACGAUGAUAGCCUGUCGUCCACAUCGGGCAAUUCGGAUGAUUCGGGUCUGUCACUGUCACCGACCCCGGUCCACUCACCGUCAGUGUCGAACCUGAAGGAUAAGCUGGAGCUCAACGAAGCAGCUCAGCUUGCUGCGAAAGAGAACGAAGCGCAAACGAGGCAUCAGAUGGCGAAUGGUGGCGCUACUGGCCGGCAGUACAUCCUGCCGCAGGCAAAAGCACUGACCCGUGCUCGCUCCACACCGCAGCUCUUCCAUACCAACGCGGCGUCUACGCCUCCGCGACGCUUCAAUCCGAACCCGAAUCAGCGCGGCAUCAUGCAGAAGUUCAUUGCCGCCCGUGGCCGCAUCAACAAGCUGGCCGCCAACAACGGUGGACAGACUGGAGCGAACGGUGCCGCAGCGGUUGUGCCGCUUUCGGCGAUGGCCAGCACCAGAGCCGAUCCGAUUGUGCCUUCGCUGGAUCUGAACCGGUCACCCAUGAUGAUACUACCGACCGCCAUCUCGACGCCACCUUCGAUCGAGCGUGAUUCCAACGGUAAGCCGAUCCGCCGCGGAUACGUGCCGGUGGAGGAGAAGAUUCAGCGGGAGCUGCGCGAUCUCAAGAACCGCGAGUGUGAGCUGAAGCGGAUCCGGAAGCUGAACCGCAAUGCCUCUCAAUCGGAUUUGCUCGACAUGAACUACGACACUUUCGAAUCGUGCGAGGAACUGUCGGAUGAGGAUAACACGGACGAACCGAUCUAUCCGUUGGCGAGAAAGCUACGAUCGACCAAAUCGAUCAGUGAGCUCUGUGACGUGCUGACCAACUCUAGUCUUUCGCCAAGAGAAACGCCUUCACCACUGUUUGAAAGCCGCUCAAGGACUGCCAAUGGAUGUGGCGGAGGAAUACGGCCAGCAAUGUCCUUAGCGCAGCUGUGCGAUCUCGAUCCAGAGGAGGCACCGUCAUCACACAAGCUGAUUGCACAGUGGGAAAGCUUGAUCCAGCAGAAGCAACAACGAUAAAUGGGUAUUCGGUCUGGUACUGAACAGCCGGAAUCGUUGCUGUUUAUUGAAGACAUGAAAAAACGCGCACUAGAAAAUGGUGACCGGAAGUCGUUGUGAUUUUGCCUUACCGUCGCCUUACCUUCUUGGCAAUUGCAUCGUUCUUAUCUUAUUAUGCUUUGUAUUGUUCGUUCUACUUUUGCUUUACAUUUACAAAUGAAACAUUUGCUUUCUUACUGAACGAAUUAUUAUUUCUUUUCUCAUAUCGCCAAGAAACGACAGUUGGGAUGGAUAUUUAGAGCUGUUGAAUCAGAACGUUGUCGUAGAAGUCGUUACUUAUUCUCCCCUCAAAUAUCGGCGCAGUAGUACCUAAGGGCGUGUGGUGAUGCGUUUCCUAUUAACAUUGCUAGCCGUUUCAACCUGCCAGGUAAAGGCGUAUAGUGCAGGCUCAAACCGAUCGGAAGGAUAGUUGAUUAAUUGCUUGUAAUAUAUACACCGCUAGAGCGUAGAAAAAGCGUGGAAAGAGCGCAAACAAGCGCGUGCAGCAACACAGCGCGCUAAUGACGGGCGAAGCUAGUUCAUAAGAUCUUUUACGCAAAAAAAACAUACGAUAGACAUAUCAUUAGUGUCGUCUGAAGAGCGUGCUUAAAAAGAGAGAGAGAGAGAGAGAGAGAGAGAGAGAGAGAGAGAGAUUGGUGGAGAGGUACGGAGGAUAUAUGUACCGAACAUAAUAUGCUUAAUGUGUUUGUAUUUAUACAUUUAUUUUUUUCAUAUACACGCACGUGCUGUUUGAUAUUGGCGUGUCCAACUGUAUGGAUGAGAAUAAAAGUGAGUUUAAAAUA
This is a messenger RNA of Anopheles aquasalis, 2696 nucleotides long. RefSeq names its product mitotic spindle positioning protein meduse (gene mdu). NCBI's taxonomy places the organism in Eukaryota, Metazoa, Arthropoda, Insecta, Diptera, Culicidae. The record is from RefSeq and is a predicted model, not a curated record.